CCCCGCGCCACCGCCGGCCGUGAAAAGCGCGCGCCAGCCAGCGUCGGCAACAGUCGCCGCCUGACCCCCGAGAGCACUCCGCGCGAGGCCAGCAUCGCAACCGUCGCCUAGCAACCAGCAGUCAACAUGCCGGCACGAAACAAGGAACAGGAAGCAGAGGUCCUGCAGUGGAUAGAAGACGUCCUGGGCGAGAAGCUGCCCUCGCAGCCCUACGAGGACGUGCUGCGAGACGGAGUCGUCCUCUGCAAGCUCAUCAACAAGAUCGCGCCCAACUCCGUCAAGAAGAUACAGCCUAAGGGGACCAACUUCCAGCUCAUGGAGAAUGUUCAGAGGUUCCAAGACGCUAUCCGCAAGUAUGGUGUGCCCGACGAGGAGAUCUUCCAGACAGCUGAUCUGUUUGAGAGGCGCAACAUUCCUCAGGUGACGCUGUGUCUGUACGCCCUUGGCAGAAUUACGCAGAAGCACCCCGAGUACACGGGCCCAAGGUUGGGGCCCAAGAUGGCGGAGGAGCACAAGCGCGAGUUCACCGAAGAGCAGCUGCGCGCGCACGAGGCGCACCUCAACCUGCAAAUGGGCUACAACAAGGGCGCCUCGCAGGCGGGGCUCGGCUCCUUCGGCAACACGAGGCACAUGUAGGCGCUGCCCUGCGCCCUCUGCGUGCGCCGGCUGCACCGCAAGACACCUGCUGCAAGCCCGCUCUAGUCGCCCCACAGACACCGGCUGGGAGCAAACUGGCGUGCUAGAGCCGACACUACCGCCAACACACACACACACACACAC
Messenger RNA from Schistocerca piceifrons (Central American locust), 780 nucleotides. Its product is annotated as muscle-specific protein 20. The record is from RefSeq and is a predicted model, not a curated record. Bases 127 to 636 code for a protein of 169 amino acids. The transcript is spliced from 4 exons. Gene Ontology annotation, biological process: actomyosin structure organization. Lineage: Eukaryota; Metazoa; Arthropoda; Insecta; Orthoptera; Acrididae. Gene Ontology annotation, molecular function: actin binding.